This is a messenger RNA of Salmo salar (Atlantic salmon), 2802 nucleotides long. RefSeq names its product N-fatty-acyl-amino acid synthase/hydrolase PM20D1.2. Gene Ontology annotation, biological process: amino acid metabolic process; lipid metabolic process. NCBI's taxonomy places the organism in Eukaryota, Metazoa, Chordata, Actinopteri, Salmoniformes, Salmonidae. The record is from RefSeq and is a predicted model, not a curated record. Gene Ontology annotation, molecular function: metallocarboxypeptidase activity; hydrolase activity, acting on carbon-nitrogen (but not peptide) bonds, in linear amides.
CAAACGAUCAUUCAUAGAUCAAAUUAGCAGAAAACGUCACGAGCAGUUUGCACUCUUCACAACACGCUGUGCACUGUCGAAUUAAAACAUGACCGAACGCAGUGCAAAAUUGAACAUUCUCAAGUUUGUGAAAAUUGUGUCGUUUAGCUUGUUAUUAGUUAUAUUAGGCUUUUUCGUUGCAGCCACUGUAAGGACACUAACGUUUGAUGUGAAUGCAGGACUUCAACUUGCACACUGGGAGAAGACGAACAAUAUUGCGUCUGACAUAAACCAGCACCAGAGAGAGGAGCUUCUAGCGAAUUUCAGAGACGCAAUCCGGAUUCCCACCGUGUCAACCACGGAGACUCAGCUCAACACCACCGCAUUGCGCGAGUUCGACAGCCUACUGAGGAAAGCUUUCCCUACAGUGUUUUCUUCCCACCUGGUCCAGCAUGAGGUUGUGGCCAACUACAGCCACCUGUUCUGGGUGCCGGGCUCUGACCUGGCCCUCGUCCCCUACAUGCUGCUGGCCCACAUAGAUGUGGUUCCUGCUGAGGAGAGAGACGGGUGGGAGGCCCCACCAUUCUCUGCAAAGGAGAUAAAUGGAUUCAUCUACGGGAGAGGGACCAUCGAUAACAAACAGUCUGUCAUGGGAAUUCUCCAGGCGCUGGAGUACCUGUUGAUAAGAGGUUAUUCACCGCGAAGGGGAUUCUUCAUUGGUCUGGGUCAUGAUGAGGAGGUGAGUGGCUUCCAGGGGGCAAUGAACAUAGUGAGGGUGCUGAAGAAGAAAGGGGUACAGCUGGCGUUUGUACUGGAUGAGGGUCUGGCUGUGCUGGAUGGAGUCAUCAGUGGUCUGCAGGGGCCUGCUGCUCUGAUUGGGAUCAGUGAGAAGGGGCUAGCCACGGUGAAGCUGAGCGUUUCCAAGGCCCCGGGUCAUUCCUCCAUGCCUCCCAGUGAGAGCAGCAUAGGCAUCCUGGCAGGAGCAGUCAAAAGGUUGGAGGAGAACCCAAUGCCCAGGUUGUUUGGUGAAGGUCCUGAACGUGGGACCUUUGAACACCUGGCUCACAAGUUUAGGCUCCCACUCAAAUUUGUCAUGUCGAAUAUGUGGCUGUUCUCCCCACUCCUUGGAAGAGUAAUGGAAAGAAGACCUGAUACAAAUGCUUUUGUGAGAACGACAACUGCAAUCACUAUGUUCAACUCAGGAGUUAAGGUUAACAUUCUUCCUUCCCAAGCUGAGGCCUAUGUGAAUCUGCGGAUACAUUCCGCACAGUCACUACAAGAGGUUUUGGAGUUGAUCCAGUCCACAGUGGGAGAUGAGAGGGUGAAGAUGGAGCUAGUGGAUGGCUUUGACCCGCUGCCUGUCAGCUCCUACGAUGAAACAUCCUUUGGGUUCCAGAUCAUCAAGAAGACUGUGCUGGACCAGUUCCCACAAGUUACUGUUGCCCCUGGUAUCUGCAUCGGGAACACAGACAGCCGUCACUACACUGACCUGGCCAAGGACAUCUAUCGCUUUGCUCCUACAUGGUUCAGACCAGGGGAUGCCCAGAGGUUCCAUGGUAUUAACGAGAGGAUUUCUAAGAAGAACUACGAGGAACUGGUGGUUUUUUACUUUAAUCUAAUCCAGAACUGUGACAUCAAGGACCUCCCUUCUCCCCACAGUGCUGGUCAUGAGCUCUAAAGUUGUAGGGCAUUAUGGGUACUGUGGGCGGUGGUUGUGCUUUGGUGGUUCACUUAUCCAUUGCUGCAAGUGUAUGCCACUCUGGCUGUGUGUACACAGGCUGCCCAAUUCUAAUAUUUGUUUCACCUAUUGGUCUUUUGACAAUCGGAUCUGAAAAAUAUCUGAUGUGAAAAGUUUUGAUUUGAUUAGUCAAAAGACAAAUUAUAAUCUCAGAAUUGGGCUGCCUGUGUAAACGCAGCCUCUUACAUUCAUAAUCCAGAUUACACUGUGUUGUUACAUUAUGUUUACCCUGUCAGGUUUGGUCCCUCCUAUAUUUUGGAAGAAGCACAGUUGUCUCGUGGUGAUACUAUAUGAUAAGCAACAAACCAUGUGCACAUUAGCAUCUAUCAAUGCUAUAGUUUGAAUGAAGACAAUCGGAUUGUAUUAUCAAUGAGUACAGCAAUUCAAUGUUACUAAGACAUCAAAAGGGGUCAAAGUCUUACGAGGAACAGAAAUAAUACAAAGAUUUUGAUCUGGGUUACAUUUUUUAAAGAAAAGAACUUCCCACCCUGGUGACAGUAUUGCAUUAGAGAUAUGGAGUUAGAUGUUGGUAUGGCCAUAGAAAAGCUGUUUUAAUUGGUACAAAAUCAAUUUGAUAUGUUACUAUUAUUUUGUUACUGGUCAUUGGCAACAUGAAGCUUGAAGUAGGUGAUUGAUGAAGUGUAUGCAGCAUGCAUGUGAGAGAGGUAUUAUCUGAUAUUUGCUGGCCAAAUUUCCUCCCUGUGGAAUGGCAUCUGUAAAUGAAUAUUAAAUUAUAAAGAUAUGUAAAUCAAUUAUUUUCAAUGCACAUUAAUGGUAUGAAGAUUGAAAUCGGGAGCUUUUAAAAGGAGAUGGGCCAUAAUAUAUGCUGUAAUUUUGCAUGCUAUUUUACUUGCUCAUUUCUGAGGUAUUUGAGAGCAUUUUUUUAUUUUAAUUAUGAAUAUUAAACACAGGUUAAUUGAGGUGCAAUACUUUCACAGUUAUCUGAAACAGAGGAUUAUCUAUUUUUCUUGAAAUACUGCUGCCUAGUGUCAGAGGUACUGUGCCAAUGACGCUAAAGAUAUUGUUGAUGUGGGGGUGUAGUGAACAUAAUGGAUAAUAAACAAGAUGCACUGUGGUGACGGCAA